Molecule: messenger RNA, 1251 nt
Organism: Plasmodium knowlesi strain H
Lineage: Eukaryota; Apicomplexa; Aconoidasida; Haemosporida; Plasmodiidae
Product: MSP7-like protein
Exons: 1
Coding region: 1-1251 (416 amino acids)
Source: RefSeq, a predicted model, not a curated record
AUGAAGAAAAUGGUUAAUUUAUUUUCCUCCUCCUUUAUUUGCCUUGUCGUAUUGGCGCAACAUCCAACAUGGGGCGCAGACAUCCCGGAUGAGGUAACCAACAUUUAUAAUGAUGAACAUAAUUUGCUGAACUCGUUGAAGAACAAACUGCAUAAUUUAAAUGAAAUUAUGCAAGAGAGCGUGUCAGAAAAUUCCCAUGAAGUUGAUGAAUUGGGAGAACAGGAGGAAGAAAAUAUAGAAGUAGAGGAGCACCAACAUGGUAACACUUUGGAGGAUCCCACGGAGGCAAACGAAGGAAGCGAAAAUAGCCCUCAGGAGGAUAUCCAUAUAGAUAAUGAGGCUGAUUUCAUUGGACAAUGGAUUAAAUUCAUGGCGAAUGAAGAGGAGGUUGACGAUAAUGAUAAUGGUGAGAAAGAUUCCGAAGAGGAUGCGAAGGAAAAACAGGACGUAGACACACCAACAGGUCUGGAAGAAAACGAUGCGCCGAUUCUCGCAGCAGAUGAACCUGCACAGCCGUCAAGUGCAAGUAACGCCUCUGCACAAACGGCGCAAAAUGCCCAAGCAUCCGAAGAUAGCCAAUCAGAUAAAAACACUCAGGGGAAUGGAGUGCAAGUAUCUGUUGCUCCAGCCGGAAAUUCAGUUGAACAAGGAAAGCAAACCUUACUUCCUACGGAAUCAGAAUCAUCAGUUAGCAGUGUAACAUCAAGCGCACAAAAUCCAGACGUGCAACUUCCAGUACAACAGCAACAAAGUGGGGAAGUGAUAAAUGGAGGACAAAACGACGCACCUGCAGGUGUUCAAGCUAAUCCAACGGAUGUCCAAUUACCAACAGUAGGAGUGCAGAACACAACAACAGGAGAACACAGCACCAACUCGAACGAUGCCAAAAUUAACUACUUGGACGAACUUUAUGAUGAGAUUAUAACCACUCCGGAUAUUAAGAAAAAGAUGCAGAAUUCAUCCUACAAGACGAAGUACAAGCUCAGCUUGAACCCUGCGGAAUAUCAAAUUGUGAAGAAACUAUUUGAACUCGGAUUUGGAAAUGAAAACGAAUCUUCAGCUGGUACUUCGCUGGUUGAAGUUUUUAAAAAAGUGCUAGAUGACGAGAAAUUUCAGAAGGAGUUUGACAACAUUGUACAGGGGUUCUAUGGAUUUGCCAAGAGACACAACUACAUAAGUCAGGAACAGAUGAAUAACACAAGCCACACCAAUCUGCUAAAGAACGCCAUUAACUUGAUGAACACCUUAUGA